GAUAAGGGAAUUGAUCCAGCAGGGCAGUGGUCGUGCAAGCCUUUUAAUCCCAGCACUAGGAGGCAGAGGCAGGCUAAUCUCUGUGAGUUGAAGGCCAGCCUGGUCUACAAAGCCAGUUCCAGGACAGCCAGAGUUACAUGGUGAAAAAUGUGAGAUUCAGAAAUGGAAAGCUACUUGUCGUGGGUCACACAGCUACAACUUUCAAGGAGUCUGGAGAUGAUGAGUACCAGGGGGACCAGUCUGACACAGAGGAUGAGGUAGACUCCGACUUCGACAUUGAUGAAGGGGAUGAGCCGUCCAGUGACGGAGAAGCAGAGGAGCCAAGAAGGAAGCGCAGAGUCGUCACCAAAGCCUAUAAGGAGCCUCUCAAGAGCUUGAGGCCUCGAAAGGUCAGCACCCCAGCAAGCAGCUCCCAGAAGGCCCGGGAGGGGAAGGCACUGCUGCCGCCGGAGCUCCAGGAUGACGGCUCUGACAGUCGGAAGUCUAUGCGUCAGUCUACAGCUGAGCAUACUCGACAAACUUUCCUUCGGGUUCAAGAGAGGCAAGGACAGUCCCGGAGGCGAAAGGGUCCCCACUGUGAUCGACCGCUCACCCAGGACGAGCUGCUCAGGGAGGCCAAGAUCACAGAAGAGCUCAACUUACGUUCACUGGAGACCUAUGAAAGGCUUGAAGCAGACAAAAAGAAGCAGGUUCACAAGAAGCGGAAGUGCCCGGGGCCGAUAAUCACCUACCAUUCUGUGACAGUGCCGCUUGUUGGGGAGCCCGGUCCCAAGGAGGAGAAUGUGGAUGUGGAAGGACUUGACCCUCCUCCCACAGCUUCUGCAUUGACUCCACAUGCUGGGACUGGACCUGCAGUCCCUCCUGCUCACUGCUCACGUACCUUCAUCACAUUUAGUGAUGAUGCAACAUUUGAAGAGUGCUUCCCCCAAGGGCGACCCCCCAAGGUCCCUGUUCGGGAGGUCUGCCCAGUGACCCAUCGUCCAGCUUUGUACCGGGACCCUGUUACAGACAUACCCUAUGCCACUGCUCGAGCCUUCAAGAUCAUUCGUGAGGCCUACAAGAAGUACAUCACUGCCCAUGGACUGCCACCCACUGCCUCAGCCCUAGGCCCUGGUCCCCCAGCCCCUGAGCCACUCCCUGGCUCUGGGCCCCGAGCCUUGCGUCAGAAGAUUGUCAUCAAAUAGAUACUUGCUCUUUAGAAACGUCUUUCCUCUGCUGACCCGGGCUCGGUUCUGCUCUUCCCUUUGUCCCAGCAGAUCUUGGGUGUGUUUUUUUUUUCCAACUUUCCUCCCCUGUACAUGGUUUGGUUUUGUUGUCAUUUUUUUAUGCUAAUAAAAUGGUAAAAUCCUUA
Messenger RNA from Peromyscus eremicus (cactus mouse), 1351 nucleotides. It is a transcript of the gene Vps72, whose product is annotated as vacuolar protein sorting 72 homolog. Gene Ontology annotation, biological process: chromatin remodeling; regulation of DNA-templated transcription. NCBI's taxonomy places the organism in Eukaryota, Metazoa, Chordata, Mammalia, Rodentia, Cricetidae. Gene Ontology annotation, cellular component: nucleus. Bases 138 to 1184 code for a protein of 348 amino acids. Gene Ontology annotation, molecular function: ATP-dependent H2AZ histone chaperone activity. The record is from RefSeq and is a predicted model, not a curated record. The transcript has 7 exons.